Molecule: messenger RNA, 1513 nt
Organism: Arachis ipaensis
Lineage: Eukaryota; Viridiplantae; Streptophyta; Magnoliopsida; Fabales; Fabaceae
Gene: PME5
Product: Pectin lyase-like superfamily protein
Biological process (GO): cell wall modification; pectin catabolic process
Molecular function (GO): pectinesterase activity
Source: RefSeq, a predicted model, not a curated record
UGAUGCACCCAAAUAGCUAGCUAGCUACCCUCUCACUCUAAAUAUAUAAACCCACACACAAAAGUAGUGCUUCUUUCUUUCUAAUUCUUCUCUUGCUUUCAUUAACUUAUAAUUAUUGCACUCUCUACUGUACCGUGUAUAUAUCCUUCCAACAUUUUUAGUUUAUUGUUUAAUUUUAUAUCACACAGUAUAUAUAUACACUACAUUAUUAUUAUUACUCAUUAUUCAACAUUCCAAGUCUUCUUCACGUUCGAUAGAUGCUAUUAUCUGAUUAACAACAAUGGCUUGUCUCUCGCUGCAACUGCUGCUUUUGUGUUUCACCACUCUCACAAUUCAUGCGACAAAGGUGACAUGUGCAGAACCCUACCAUCACCGUAGCACCCUUAGAACAUUGUCUUCUUCUUCUUCUACCAAGUCCUCCUCCAAUCAUCGUCGGAACCACACUUGGGUGGGACCAACAGGUCAGCGCGUAAUCACCGUUGACGUCAACGGCGGUGGACAGUUCCGGUCGGUGCAAGCUGCGGUGAAUGCCGUUCCAGACAACAAUAGAAUGAACGUACUGAUCCAAAUCAGCCCGGGAUCCUACAUAGAGAAGGUUGUUGUGCCCGUGACGAAGCCGUACAUAACGUUUGAGGGAGCGGGAAAAGAAGUGACGGUGAUAGAAUGGCAUGAUAGGGCCAGCGACCCUGGUCCCAACGGACAGCAACUGCGUACUUACAGAACUGCUUCUGUCACUGUUUUCGCCAACUAUUUCUCUGCUCGCAAUAUCAGCUUCAAGAACACAGCGCCAGCACCAAUGCCGGGGAUGCAUGGCUGGCAAGCGGCGGCGUUUCGAAUAUCCGGUGACAAAGCAUACUUCUCAGGCUGUGGAUUCUACGGAGCACAAGACACUCUUUGCGACGACGCUGGCAGGCAUUACUUCAAGGACUGCUAUAUCGAGGGUUCAAUUGAUUUCAUAUUUGGGAAUGGCAGAUCCAUGUACAAGGAUUGCCAGCUACACUCAAUAGCAACGAGAUUUGGUUCCAUAGCAGCCCAUGAUAGGAAAGAGGCAGAGGAGAAGACGGGCUUUGCAUUCGUGAGAUGCAGGGUGACGGGCACAGGCCCGCUCUAUGUGGGCAGAGCCAUGGGCCAGUACUCCAGAAUUGUCUACUCUUACACUUACUUCGAUGACAUUGUUGCUCAUGGCGGCUGGGAUGAUUGGGACCAUGCCAACAAUAAGAACAAGACUGUGUUCUUUGGAGUGUACAAGUGUUGGGGGCCAGGAGCAGAGGCAGUACGUGGGGUAUCAUGGGCCAAAGAGUUAGAUUUCGAAUCUGCCCACCCAUUUCUCGUCAAGAGCUUUGUCAAUGGCAGACACUGGAUUGCACCUUCUGAUGCCUAGCUAUAUUCAACCCAAUUGUUGGAGGGAAGAAAGACACUGCAUCGAAGUAUUGAAGGAUAAUUCAUUCAUUUGUUCUCUAUUGCAGAGGAACCAUCGUCAAUGUAUUGUAUUGAUUAUUCUUUCUUUCUUGCU